AUGGAGUCAACAAUCUCCCCUGCGGUCCUUGAAGAGAUGGAGUUGUUCGUGGAUGACCUCUAUCGAAGAGCUUUGGCCGCAGAAGGCGUGGCUCUUGAGAAUGCAGAACUCAAAGUCGCCGAAGUUGAUGGUGCAGGUGCAGCAGCUGCUGGAGCGGCCGAGGCGCCAGCAGAGGCUGCUCCUGUUGCUGCUCCCAACGCGGGUGGCGAGGUUCCAGUUGUCCCCAAGCCUGCCGACGAUCCUCUAGCUCUCCCUCAGCCUGGUGACGACAAGUGGGCUCAGUUCACGGCCAUGAUUCUCGAUGCCGCAAAGCCUCCCCAGGAACAAGCUGCGGCUGGACAACUCCCAUCGGUUGCAGUCAGUCUCCACGACGGCUUCAACUACGAUCAAACCAAGAUCCAGUCGCAGCCCCAGCCGGUCGAUAUGACCAGCGACGCUGGAGCCAUCUACAGCUGGCAAUGCAACCAGAACAUGCUGUCUCUGGCACAGCUCUUUUCGACGAUGCUCGACAUCAAGAAUAGGGCCGCACGAAAACACCCAGAGCCGUACAAGCUCUCGGACGACAAGGACGUGUGGCAGAUCUUCGCCGACCAGGCCGACAACACGCUCCAAGCGAUGCUCGGGCCCCUGAGUGGUUUCUACAUAUUCACGACUGGUGCAAGCCAGAGCUACCACGACAACGUGGACCGUGCUAAGCUUCACACGGGCUUCCUGUCUGCCAUCUUCUCGGACUUCAGUCUUCAGGACGACGCCAAGAAAGACCUCGAGAAGGUCCUCAACAACUUCGCCCAGGCGGUCGGUGGAUUCAAGAUGGAAACCGCGGCGCACACCGAGACCAUGAACUAUACACUCAAGAUCAACACCGUGCCCACCGUGACCAUUGGCGGAAGGGCCGGACAUCCGCUCACCGUGAACGUCCCCACAACGACGAUCGUGUACAUGAAGAUCAAGGCGACCGCUUGGAAGACCGCCAUGGAGGCAUGCAGUGCGGGAGGAGGAGUUGAACACUUCGACUUCGACAUGACUUACACCAAGACCAACUGUCAGCUGAACAUGGACUGGUAUCAGAAGUCCAUCCCCAAGUUCAACAAGGUUAUGGAGUUUGUCACGGGAAAGAACCUCGCGGCCUACGGGCCCAGCCUGUCCCAGCCCGUUGAGAACAAGGCCUGA
This is a messenger RNA of Exophiala oligosperma, 1170 nucleotides long. RefSeq lists its product as uncharacterized. Bases 1 to 1170 code for a protein of 389 amino acids. Lineage: Eukaryota; Fungi; Ascomycota; Eurotiomycetes; Chaetothyriales; Herpotrichiellaceae. The record is from RefSeq and is a predicted model, not a curated record. The transcript has a single exon.